This is a messenger RNA of Stegodyphus dumicola, 801 nucleotides long. RefSeq lists its product as uncharacterized. Lineage: Eukaryota; Metazoa; Arthropoda; Arachnida; Araneae; Eresidae. The record is from RefSeq and is a predicted model, not a curated record.
AUGCGCAGUCUACAGAGCAAUACAUUUGGAGAUUGUGACAUCCUUAAGUGCAGAUUGCUGUGCACUCGCGUUGAGAAGAUUCAUCGCUCGACGAGGCCGUGUCCGACAGUUAUCUAUAGUGACAACGGCACGAACUUUAUCGGUGUCUCUGGUGCAUUGAACCAAAUUGAGUGGCAAAAGAUAGCUGCUCUUGAAACUCUAAAUCCAAUUAACUGGAAAUUCAUUCCCCCAACCGCAGCAUGGUGGGGCGGUUGGUGGGAGAGACUAAUUCGCAUAGUGAAAAAUCUACUUGUUCGAGUUCUUGAUGUAAAAGAAACUGGAACGGCUAAUCUUCAUCAUUUGGAUAGGAAAAAACUGGUAAAGAGAGAAAGUUACUGCCAAGAACUGCGUGAACAAUUCAGACAACAAUUCCGAAAAGAAUAUUUAGGUCAGUUGGUGCAAAAGGCUGGCACAUCUGACAAAAUUUUCAAAGUUGGAGAAGUGGUCCUUGUCGGUUCUGAAAACCAGAAGAGACUCAAUCGGCCACUUGCAGUUAUUGAAGAACUAUAUCCAGGGAGAGACGGCCAUGUGAGAGUCGUCAAAGUCAAAACUCCUCUUGGUCAUCUCAUUCGUCCAGUCCAAAAGAUUUACCCUCUAGAAGUUAACUCUUCUGGGGAUCCCGUUAUACCAGAUAAACAUCCUACUAAUGACACACCAGCAGCAUCACAGAAUGACAUUCUAAUUCAGAAGGAUGUUUCAACAGCUCCUCGGACGUCAAGAAGCGGCAGAGUAAUCAAGAUACCUAAGAGACUGGCCUAUUGA